Messenger RNA from Penicillium angulare, 891 nucleotides. RefSeq names its product J domain-containing protein. The transcript has a single exon. The record is from RefSeq and is a predicted model, not a curated record. Bases 1 to 891 code for a protein of 296 amino acids. Lineage: Eukaryota; Fungi; Ascomycota; Eurotiomycetes; Eurotiales; Aspergillaceae.
AUGUUCAAGAAGCCACACACCCUCUGCUGCGGCGGUAUCCAGCUCCUAAGUCCGCAAAACACCAUCUCGCCACUAUCCCGCCUCAGCUUCAUCCCACCCACAAGAAACUAUGCCAGCAUACCAGAUACCCCCAGCCACGAACACUCAUGGCCCAAAACACCCUUAUUCACUCCAUACGAAGUCUUCAACAUUCCGCGCAAUGCAACCUACUCCAAAACCCGCUACUAUGACCUCGUAAAGCUCUACCACCCAGACCUCCGCAGCAAUGACAUCACGCCCGAAAUCCGUCUUCAGCGCUAUAAGAUCGUAGUCGCCGCACACGAGAUCCUCUCCGACCCCAUUAAACGCGCAGCAUAUGACAAAUUCGGAACCGGAUGGAGCCAUUCUGUUCGUCCAGAUCCUAUGGCUGGGCCAUACGGGCCUGACAUGAAUAUAUACGCGAACGGAACGUGGGAGGACUGGGAACGCUGGAAUAACCGGCAUAAUGGGAAACAGCAACAUAUUGUGGAUCACCGGACGUUUACAAGGCUUGUUAUUCUUCUUACGUUAUUUGGGGGUGCGAUGCAGGCUUCGUGGAUUGGUCAGUUGAAUACCGGGUAUGAGGAGAGGCUUCGCGAGGUUAGUGAGGACUCGAUGCGGUUUUUGACGGGGAGAAGACAGAGUACUGUCAGUCAGAUGCCAUCGAAUGAUGCAAGAGUGCAGAGUUUCUUGAUUCGUAGGGAUCCGACUGGAUCGGGGCUUAAGGACGAUGAACAACCUGUCUAUCAGAAAGAGUUGCAUCCUAAGCAGGGAGCGCAGGAUCUAUCUGAUCGGCCCAGUGAACCUGAGAAUGAAGCUGGGUCUAUACCUGCGAAUGAGACGAAGCCGUCUGUUGAUCUUCUUGAUACAUGA